This is a messenger RNA of Dreissena polymorpha, 1412 nucleotides long. RefSeq lists its product as uncharacterized. Bases 56 to 1192 code for a protein of 378 amino acids. The transcript has 2 exons. The record is from RefSeq and is a predicted model, not a curated record. NCBI's taxonomy places the organism in Eukaryota, Metazoa, Mollusca, Bivalvia, Myida, Dreissenidae. Gene Ontology annotation, molecular function: zinc ion binding.
UCGAUAUAGCAUUGUUUUAUUUUUAAUAUACAAACGCCCGUUUACUAUAUUCAUAAUGGCAUCGGACACAACUAUCGGCCUUCCCUCAGAUGACGUCAAGUGGACAGUGAAUGAUCCAACCUCUUGGCCAAAUGUGACCUAUGAGGAUUUGGUUGACUACCUUGUGAUGGCCAAAGCGUAUGAUGGAAAAGCGAUGAAAUCAUUUCGAUCACUGUAUGCAUACAACUAUGUUCAAAAUGGCUGGUUAGGGGACAUAAUGUGGAGCUCACACAACAACAUCCAGUUUCUAAAAGCUAAAGUGUCUCCAUCUCAACCAGGAGUUGGCCGUGCUGAUUACAUGGCUUGGGUGGCAAUAGCAGAUGAUUCUACAAUCCUCACAGGCUAUUGUACAUGUCCAGCAGGCACAGGCAGGAGCUGCAGCCACAUCUCGGCCAUUAUUUAUGCUGUGGCAUUAGCAUGGAACCAUGGACUCGCAGGAAAAACCUGUACAGACAAGGAUAGGCUGUGGGGUAGAGGUGCAGGGACAGCUGUGCUGCAUGAGGAGUUUGAGAACAUUAACUUCGAAAGACCAAAGCCAGACGAUGCACCAAUACUUAAAAAAACACAAAAAAAGGCGACAGGAACCCAACUGCCAAAAAUAAGAUCAUUCCUUGAUCACUCUGAUCUUCAAGAUCAUGCCAGUGAGUCGUGCACCAACAAGCUGUGGACAUGUAAAGGUACACUGCUCCAAAAAAUCUUGAGUGCGAAGGAAAAACCAGUGAAUGAGAUGAAGUCAGUGGAACACAGUGACCACACCAUAGACCCAUCAAGGCCAGUUAACGAAGUUACUUGUCAGCCGUGUGAUGCAUUUUAUAAGAAAUACAUAAAUCUUUCUGCUGAGGCAAAGACCAACAUCAGCCAAGCUACCUCCUUGCAAUGCUCGACGCUAUGGAGUGAUGCUCGAAAGCUGAGGAUUUCAUCGAGUAAGGUCCAUGCUCUUCCUAAAACAAGCCGUGCAGACCCAAACAAGUUCGUGACAAACCAGAUCUACCCACGGUUUAAAGGGAACAGUGCCACUCAGCAUGGGCAAAAGUAUGAAGCUGAAGCCAGAGCUUGGUUUGAGCAGAACACUGGCCUAAAAGUGGUUCAAACUGGCGUUGUCAUCGACCAGACAGAACCAUAUCUUGGCUUUGGCGUCUUGGUCACUUCAUAGCCCAUGUUGACGGUAGGCAGAGGGUUUUUCUUCGUUGGCAGCCCAUCUACAAAAUGCAGGGAACAAACCUGAAAAUAGAAAAUACAUUAAUCUGUCAGUAUCUGAACUGAUGCAUGUAAUAAAAAAUAAAUGUAAUUCCCACCCCUGAACCCAACUUUGGGGGGGGGGGGGGGGGCAUGGGCUCAAAAGGUAAAAUAUUAAAUUUUGUUACUUUGGUAAA